CAAACAGAGAAACUGUAUACCCAGAGGAAGAGGAGGAGGAAGAGCCAGCUUGAUUUUAAGUGCAGCACACUAUGGACACCAGAUUUUCAUUAAAGCUCUAAACCCCACAAACCUCUCAAUCAGCGGGCGUCAUGUCGACGGGCCCUGGCCUUGGUGCACUGGACCUGGCUGAGGGCCCUCAGACCACAGGACCUGUUGGACUCCAAACCCUGUUGGACCUACUGGUGGGCGUCUACCAGGAGUUCUGCUCUUCGCCCUUUGCAAGGGAGAAGUAUGUGUCUGGUUUCUUGCAAUGGGCGGAGCCCCUGGUGAGGCAGGUGAAGAAGACUCGCAUCAAAAGAGAAGACUUUCACAUCCUGAAGGUGAUUGGCCGAGGCACAUUCAGUGAGGUCGCAGUGGCGAGAAUGCGAAACACUCAUCAAGUGUAUGCUCUGAAGAUUAUGAAUAAGUGGGACAUGCUGAGGAGAGGAGAGACAGCAUGUUACCAAGAGGAAAGAGAGGUUUUACUGAGGGGUGAUAGACACUGGAUUACUGAGCUGCACUACGCCUUUCAGGAUGACAACUAUCUGUACCUGGUGAUGGAUUACUAUGUUGGGGGAGACCUGCUGACCCUGCUCAGUAAGUUUGGAGACCGGCUCACUGAGGACAUGGCUCAGUUCUACCUGGCUGAGAUGGUCAUGGCCAUUGACUCUGUCCACAGGCUGGGUUAUGUACACAGAGACAUCAAACCUGACAAUAUCCUGCUGACAGCUGAUGGACACAUCAGACUCGGGGACUUUGGCUCCUGUCUGAGGCUCCUAGAUGAUGGGAUGGUUCAUUCAUCCCUCGCAGUCGGGACGCCUGACUAUUUGUCUCCAGAGAUUUUGAGGGCAGUAGAAGGAGGUGGAAGUUAUGGUCCUGAAUGUGACUGGUGGGCUCUGGGUAUCUGCGCCUAUGAGAUGCUGCUGGGGACCACACCGUUCUACGCAGAGUCCAUCUCCGAAACAUACGCAAAGAUUAUCCACUUUCAGGAGUAUUUUGAGUUCCCUCCAUCUGGCCCUGAGGUUUCAGACAACGCUCGCUCCAUCAUCACCGGGCUCAUCUGUGAGAGGGAAGUCCGUCUGGGGAUGAAAGGCUUCAGUGACUUCAGGAGCCAUCCUUUCUUCUGUGGACUAGACUGGGGUUCCCUGCAUAAACUUCCUGCUCCCUUCCUGCCUGAAGUAUCUAAUCCUACUGACACCUCCAACUUUGACAUUCUGGAUGACUGUCUCAGUGAAAUGGAGACGCUGUCAGAUGUAAUGGACAGAGCUCCAAUAGGAGUACAUUUGGCUUUUGUUGGAUAUUCUUACACUGCUACCAGUCAGACGGGUGCCUUGGACCGCAGUAAAGACAUCAUGAUGCAGAUUGACAACAAGACGCAUAGAGAGUGUGAGAGUCUUUAUACUCCAGAGAAAGUGCUCACAGACACACUAUCAGAGGACCUGCCUGCACUGCUGGAACACCCGCUCACUCUGGAUCAAGAUCCUAUUGCAUCCACCCACACUACCCAAGAGGAGACUAACCAAAUAUCAGGACUCGAUGAAGACUUGCAGAGACGCUUGCAAGAAGCAGAGAGGAGAUACUGUGAGCUGGAGAAAGAAAUUGAGAGACUGAAGGGGGAGAUGCAGGACGGGAGAACACCCAAAGAGAAAGAGCUGAGUAUCUGCCCAGCAUCUCUUGCUCUGCCUGCCCACUGUGUGGACGCACCAGGGGAUAGGAAGAGAGCGCCCCCAGCCUGCCAUUACCCGCUGGUGAUUCCCCUCCACCGCCACCUGCUCCUCUUCCACAGGGUUCGCCUGCCACAGGUGAGGAGUGAGUCAUACCUGCUGGUGUGUGCUGAAGGAGGAGAGCUCCAAGCUUGGGAGAGACAAUCUUACACUGAGCUCUCCUGAACGCACCUUGAGGUGGCACACGCUGACUUCUCCCACUAACACAGGAUGAAAGGACUGAGGCUAAACUCCCAAAGAAGACGACGAACGCUUCUCAUGAGAGCUGAGGGUGUCAUUACUGUACUGUAGGUCCUACAGUGAUGACACCCUCAGCUCUCAUAUGAAGCUCAUAUGAUGAGACAGGCCAAUCAGCUGCUGGGAAGUAAUGAGGAAGAAAUGAUGAGGGACAUCUUCUGACCUCCCUUUCCUGCUUACCAGACAGAGAUAGAGAUGCACUGAAAUGAGAGCACACAGAGAAAAAGACUCUUUAAUGCGUGACAGUGAUGAUGUUUAAGUGAUAGAGAAAGUCCCAGAAAAAAAUCACU
Messenger RNA from Scomber japonicus (chub mackerel), 2272 nucleotides. Its product is annotated as myotonin-protein kinase. The transcript has 15 exons. Gene Ontology annotation, biological process: actomyosin structure organization; peptidyl-threonine phosphorylation. The record is from RefSeq and is a predicted model, not a curated record. Gene Ontology annotation, molecular function: protein serine/threonine kinase activity; ATP binding. Lineage: Eukaryota; Metazoa; Chordata; Actinopteri; Scombriformes; Scombridae. Bases 132 to 1910 code for a protein of 592 amino acids. Gene Ontology annotation, cellular component: cytoplasm; cytoskeleton.